AUGCAUUCUGAACAACAACAACAAGAAGAAGAAGAAGAGCAAGGUUCACCGUUGUCUCCAUCGGACACAUACCUGGUAGGCUUCAUCAAUGCCAGCAUCGUGGGUAUCAAGCACUACUCCGCCACCAUCACCGGCCGCGAAAUGGUGGGUCUUGUCCGCGAACCCUUCAACGACCACGACGAAAACGCCAUCAAGGUCAUCAACACCCGAACCGAUCAGGUCGGUUACAUUGACCGUUCCACCGCCGCCGUUUUGUCUCCCCUCAUCGACACCAACCUCGUCAUCGUCGAAGGCAUCAUCCCCAAAUCGCGCUCCGCCGCCAACAAGUUCCGAAUCCCUUGCCAAGUUCACGUCUUUGCUUAUUCCCGCGACUUCCCAACCGUUAAAUCCGCAAUCUUGCGAGGUGGGUUGCACUUGAUUACCGAAUACGAAGCGUCGUUCACUCUCUCGGAGUCCGUGGCCGUUAAAGAAACCAGAGCCGGGAAAAGAAUCAAGACCGAGGACGCGAUUUUCAAUCUUGUUGAUGAGAAUCUCGCUAGCAAUAAGCGCGUUUUGCAAGCGCUGGAGCCUCCGAGGAGCGUGAUUACCACGGAGCUUCUUGAACAUCAGAAGGAAGGUCUUGGGUGGUUGGUUCACAGAGAGAAUUCCGAUGAGUUGCCACCGUUUUGGGAAGAGAGUGAUGGUAAGUUCGUGAAUGUGUUGACCAAUUAUCAAACCGAUUCAAGGCCUGAGCCCCUGCGUGGUGGAAUCUUUAAUGAUGCUAUGGGUUUGGGAAAGACUUUAACUUUGCUUUCUUUGAUUGCUUUUGAUAAAAGAGAUGAAAUGGGGCAUAAACAGCGUGAAGGGUUGUUGGUGAUGUCUAAGAAGAAGAAAAGGGCAAAUGAAAUUGCCACUGGUUCACGAAAAAGAAUGUUCUUUGGUGACAGUGAGACAUCUUCUACUGACAUGGGAAGAAAGACAACAUUGGUCGUGUGCCCUCCUUCUGUAAUGUCAACUUGGUCAACGCAAAUAUUGGAACACACUGAGAAACGGUCAUUGAAGACAUACAUAUAUUAUGGGGAUAAAAGGACCAAGAGUCCUGAGGAGCUUUUGAUGUAUGAUAUUGUCUUGACCACAUACCCUACUUUAGCUAGUGAAGAAAGAGAGUUAGAGACUGCGGUGAAGCAAGUAGAUUGGUGGAGAAUCAUCUUGGAUGAAGCACACACAAUUAAGAACACCAAUGCUGGACAAACUCGUGCAGUUAUUGAACUCAAUGCCAAGCGGAAGUGGGCUGUCACAGGGACACCGAUUCAGAAUGGUUCAUAUGAUUUGUUUUCUCUUAUGGGAUUUUUACGCUUCCAACCCUUUUCAGAUAGGGUCUAUUGGCGAACCUUGGUGCAGCGUCCACUUAACACGGCCAAGAAGAGAGGGCUCACACGUUUGCAGGUUUUAAUGGCAGCAAUUUCAUUACGAAGAACAAAAGAGAAGGGAUUGGUAGGGCUGCCACCGAAAGCCAUAGAGACUUGUUAUGUUGAACUUUCUCGGGAAGAACGUGAAAUGUAUGAUGAGGUGAAAGAGGAAUCAAAGUUAAGAAUGAUCGAUUAUUGCCAUAAUGAUUGUCUAGUGAACCAUUAUUCCACUGUACUGAGUAUGAUCCUACGACUUCGCCAAAUAUGUACUCAUUUGGCAUUGUGCCCUUCAGAUCUCAAAUCAGUAUUCUCUUCAUAUCGUACAGAAGAUGUUACGAAUAACCCUGAGUUGCUGAAGAAGUUAGUUGGGGUGCUGCAAGAUGGUGAUUUUGACUGUCCAAUUUGUAUGUCUCCUCCAUCGGAUAUAGUAAUAACAUGCUGUGCUCACAUUUUCUGCCGAGACUGUAUUCUGAGAACUCUAAAGACAAGUGAUUCUUGUCCUCUUUGUCGGCGCACACUCUCGGAACCUGACUUGUUCUCUGCCCCUUCUGAAUCUUCUGAGGUUGAUAAUAGUAGUGAAUCAUGCUCAUCACAGAAAAGGUUAUCUUCCAAAGCCUCUGCUCUAAUAAAACUUCUGACAGAAACGAGGGAUCAACAUCCAGCUGCAAAAUCAGUUGUAUUUUCGCAAUUUCGCAAGAUGCUAUUGUUCCUAGAAGUGCCUCUGAAAGCAGCUGGUUUCAAAAUUCUGCGUCUUGAUGGGACAAUGAAUGCUACACAUAGGGCUAGUGUUAUUGAGAAAUUUCAAGCCUCUGGAAGGGAUGAGCCAAUGGUUCUGCUUGCAAGCCUUAGGGCCUCAUCUACAGGUAUAAAUCUUACAGCUGCCUCUAGAGUGUACUUUAUGGAGCCAUGGUGGAACGCUGCAGUUGAGGAACAAGCGACGGAUCGUGUCCACCGCAUUGGACAGAAAGAGCCUGUGAAGAUUGUUAGGUUGAUUGCUCAAAACAGCAUUGAAGAGAAAAUAUUAAUGUUGCAGGAGAAGAAGAAAGACCUAGAAAGGGAAACAUCUAGGAGGGGAUCAAAGGAUGAUGGCAUGGGCAUGGGCAUGGGCAUAGGCAUGGAUGAUCUACGUUUCCUUUUGGAGGAUUAGAGAUGGUUACAUACAGUAUGGGUUAGUGGGUUCAUAGUGAAUGUAAAUUUUGUGUAACAAUGCUUAAUCUCCUCAAAAUUUUGCU
Gastrolobium bilobum is the source of this 2620-nucleotide messenger RNA. RefSeq names its product putative SWI/SNF-related matrix-associated actin-dependent regulator of chromatin subfamily A member 3-like 1. Bases 1 to 2535 code for a protein of 844 amino acids. Gene Ontology annotation, molecular function: hydrolase activity, acting on acid anhydrides, in phosphorus-containing anhydrides; ATP-dependent chromatin remodeler activity; ATP binding. The record is from RefSeq and is a predicted model, not a curated record. Lineage: Eukaryota; Viridiplantae; Streptophyta; Magnoliopsida; Fabales; Fabaceae. The transcript is spliced from 3 exons.